AUGUCUGGUGUUUCCGCUUCUAUAAUGCCCAGAGGAAGAACCACGCACUCACGAUUCAAGAUACCUCUGAGCAUUGAUGAUGAGGGUUUCUGUAGUUUCACAAAGCAUAGUGGGACAGCUAAGCUUCUGCAGAUGACAUCACUCAUUAUGUGGGAUGAAGCCUCAAUGACUAAGAGGCAGGAGGUGGAGGCCCUGGGCAACAACAUGCAUGACAUAAUAGGCCGGUCAGAUGUCUCUUUCGGUGGGAAGAUGGUUAUGUUUGGUGGUGACUUUAGACAGGUCAUCCCUGUUGUCCGAAAGGGGUCAAGAUCUCAGAUAGUUGAUUCGACGCUGCGCAGGUCCUACAUGUGGGAGCGCAUGCAACACAUAAGGCUCAUGCGUAACAUGAGGGCUCAAAGCGACCCGUGGUUUGCAAAAUACUUGUUGUGCAUCGAUAAUGACACCGAGAAGGCUGAUGGUGAUGGCAACAUACGACUUCAUGAUGAUAUAUGUGUGCCGUAUACAGGAAAGGACGAAUGCCUCAAUAAACUUAAUAGCAUGUUUCGAUGCUCUACUCUAACUUGGCUGACCCAAACUACAUCACGUUGA
This is a messenger RNA of Phragmites australis (common reed), 588 nucleotides long. RefSeq lists its product as uncharacterized. Bases 1 to 588 code for a protein of 195 amino acids. Gene Ontology annotation, molecular function: DNA helicase activity. NCBI's taxonomy places the organism in Eukaryota, Viridiplantae, Streptophyta, Magnoliopsida, Poales, Poaceae. The transcript has a single exon. Gene Ontology annotation, biological process: DNA repair; telomere maintenance. The record is from RefSeq and is a predicted model, not a curated record.